Messenger RNA from Misgurnus anguillicaudatus (oriental weatherfish), 2412 nucleotides. Its product is annotated as solute carrier family 35 member F4. Gene Ontology annotation, biological process: transmembrane transport. Gene Ontology annotation, cellular component: membrane. Lineage: Eukaryota; Metazoa; Chordata; Actinopteri; Cypriniformes; Cobitidae. Gene Ontology annotation, molecular function: transmembrane transporter activity. The record is from RefSeq and is a predicted model, not a curated record.
UAACUUAAUAUAUAAAACAAACAACUAUAUAAACAAACAUAAUUUUACUACUUUACUACUUACUUUUUGAAAAACAAUUUUAGCAAAAAGUAUGCGAAUCUUUUUUUUGUCCGAAAGAACCGAUUUCUCGAAGUGAGCGGACUUUCCGAACCUUGCUGCCGUUUGUUCAGAGCCUCGUGACGCCCUCUGCUGUCUUCUGUUUGAAAGGCGCAGCAGUGUAAGUUUUACAACCCUGCUCGACUCCUCAAAGCAACGUGUGCUGGAAUUUGACUCGGGUGAUGCUUUCAACGGCGGGAUUCGUAUGCUUAUCGUUUGUGACAUAAAAACUGCCGUUUUGCCCGGACUGAGGUAAAAUGAGCAGCACGGAAAGCCAUGGUUUGGGAGAGGAGGUUUGCAUUCGCCUGGAGCCUCUACCGGGCAAGAGCACGCACCUAGAGGGCAAGGCGUCUCCGCAGGUGAACAACCGAUUGGAUGCGCCUCAAGUGACGGCCAACGGGGUGCAUGACAUUGAGGACCGGAUUUUACGAAUCACUGGCUAUUACGGUUAUAACCCCGGAUACUCCAGUCAUAGAAAAAUCAAGACUCAUCAGACCAGGCAACAUUUUUCCAGUCUUCAAGUGUCCAAUUUUGGAGAAGAAGGUUCAGAGUCACACGCAGAGACUCCAGUCAGUGAAACUAGUGGUGACGGUACAGCAUAUCAAACCUGCGCCAACACAGUCCUGAAGGUGCUGGGUGGCCUCCUGGUGGUUCUGUGUGUCUCCUCAUCUUGGGUGGGCACAACACAAGUAGUCCAGCUCACGUUCAAGUCAUUUUCCUGUCCCUUUUUCAUUACCUGGUUCAGCACCAACUGGAACAUUCUCUCAUUUCCCCUCUACUACUCUGGGCAUGUGGCCACCAACAGGGAGAAGCAGACACCCAUUCAGAAAUUCAGGGAAUGUAGUCGUUUGUUUGGGGAGGAAGGAAUGUCUCUGAAGGUCCUUCUGAAGAGAACAGCACCUUUCUCCAUCUUAUGGACGCUGACUAACUACCUGUACCUCCUGGCGCUAAGGAAACUGACCGCCACGGACGUCUCAGCACUCUACUGUUGCCACAAAGCCUUUGUCUUCCUGCUGUCAUGGAUCGUCCUCAAAGAUCGUUUCAUGGGUGUGCGGAUUGUGGCUGCCAUUAUGGCCAUCACGGGCAUUGUCAUGAUGGCAUAUGCUGAUGGUUUCCAUGGGGAUUCCUUUAUGGGUGUGGCUUUCGCAGUUGGCUCCGCCUCAACCUCAGCACUCUACAAAGUGCUGUUUAAGAUGUUCCUUGGCAGUGCCAAUUUGGGCGAGGCGGCGCACUUCUUUUCCACAAUGGGUUUCUUCAACCUCAUAUUCAUCUCCUGCGUUCCCCUCAUUCUCUACUUCACCAAAGUGGAACACUGGGGUUCUCUCUCCUCUUUGCCGUGGGGUUACCUCUGCGGGGUAGCUGGCCUCUGGCUAGUGUUUAACAUCCUGGUCAAUGUAGGAGUGGUGCUCACAUAUCCUAUACUCAUAUCAAUCGGGACAUUACUCAGUGUUCCAGGCAAUGCAGCCAUUGAUGUGCUGAAGCACGAGGUGAUCUUCAGUGUUGUGCGUCUGGCUGCCACCUGCAUCAUUUGCCUGGGGUUCCUGUUGCUUCUGCUUCCGGAAGAGUGGGACUCCGUCAUUCUGCGUUUUCUUGCCGCCCUGGCCGACAAGAAACCGGAGGAGCACGGCGAGGAGCUCACAGACUCCAGCAUCCACACACGCAGCCGGAGCAGAGCCAACGGAGCUGUAUCCAUUCCUAUGGCAUGACCUUUUACCUCUUUAUGACCUGGGAAUGAGUAGCAGUCAGUGACCAUUUACCAUGAGGCAGCCUUUGGGCAAGAAUUAUUGCAUUUAAAGUUUUUAAAGGAAUAUAAAGAAGAUACUGAAGGUAGGGAUGAUAUUCCUAAAUAAUAACCACAACAUCAACCAGUCGAAGUUGAGAAAGUUAGCUGUUACUAAGUGAGAAUAGCAUCCUGCUCUCUUAAAACAGGAGUAUUUACUGACAGUAUUUUUAUUUUAAAGAGGAGAUCUAGUAUUUUCUUCUUUAAGUGAGGGCCUGCCAUUUCUAUGGGGAGAAACACUCAUAUAAUACAUAGAAAUGAAUGGACUUUCGACUAUUUCCCUCUGCACGCAAUACUUGCACCCCAGCUAGCCCUCCCCAUGGACUGUAUUCUGUGAAUAUAGACUUUGUCAGGGCCAGUUUGGCUCACUGUACACAUGAAUGCAUACAGAGACGUAUAUGAACAUGAAAUAUGAGGAUUAUUUGCAUUGUACGUAUAGUAGUAUCAUAUUGUAUAUAUGUAGGAAAAAUAUAUUAUGCUUUAAUGAACAAGCCUUUCUUUUUCUUUUAUAAUAAAGAUCUUUAAAACUCUUUCAA